UGCAAGUUAUUAUUGUUGCUAGACUUUACAGGUGUCAUUUUUCUUUACAUAUUUUUGUUUGUUUGUCAUCCAAGUCAUAUCACUAUAAAAAAUGCAAUGCCGUCAAGGAGAGAAUUUUCAUGAAAGCGUGUAGAGUAAGAAAGAUUAUUUCGAAUAGUUUAAUUAAAAUAGCAAGUUUAAAAAACCACGCGAAGAGUUAUAGUAAAAAACAGAAAAUGUUAGUAUCUUCGUUGGUUACCUGGAUGAUAGGUGUGGAAGGCGUUAGUAAAAGUGUUAGUAGAGGACGUUGAAUGUAGAAGGGGUAGGAGAUAGACAGAGAUAGAGAGAUAGAUAAAGAGUGGAAGACAGGGUAAGAGAGGGAGAGAGAGAGAGAUAGUAUAAGGGGAAAGCAGCAUAAUUGCAGGUAUAAAGAUGCAUUUGGUUAAUGAGAUUGUAAGGUAUGUGCCAGCUGGAGUAACAAUACCAACUUCAUUGUCACCCCCAACACCAGUAUACCUGUGCGUGGAUAAUAUUAAUACAAAUGCUUCACCUAUCAGUAUUCCAUCUUCAAGUAUGGAGAUGGUAUGGCAUGGGGAAUUCGAUCGGCUGUUUUGUCAAUACUUCCCAGACCAAUGGCACCUCUUGUCCACUCAUUACCCACCAAGUAAUCGAUGGAGAACCUUUAAAGACAGUGCGAAAGUCAGAUUUUCUUGUCAGCAAUGUGGUCAUGGUUGGACUUCGAUGAAAGGCAGAGUUAUAUUUUGGUUUCAUUUGAAUUUCGCAACUAGUUCUGGUUAUGUGAUGUUUAAAUUAUAUGGCCAACAAUGCAUGCGAUGUAAAAAUGGUUGUUAUGAACCAGCAAUGUGGUACCCUGAAGAAGUUGUAAAAAUCAGAAGCCAUACAAUUCCUCAAUGAAAAUUUCCUCAAUGAAAUACCAGAGCGAAUAGAUAAAAAUAAAUUACUGCAGGAAUUAAAUUUAUCGCACAAAAUGAUUUUUUCAACUUUAGUGACAACAUUUACGAACAAAUACCUCGAACUGCAAUGAGAAUGGUGGUUGCCCCAACGUACACCAAUUUGGUCAUGGCAUCCGUUGGCGUCCAAAUAUGCGAACAAUCCAGACUGAAGUACCACAUCGACUUCUCCAAAUUAUCUAUUAAAAAAUUGGAGAGAUAACUUAGAUGACUACUUCAUUCUGGUUUUGACCAACUUAUUGAUUUCAAAAUUUUGAUUAAUAAACAACGGGAAUAAUAAACACUAUGGAAUAGAAAAUCGACUGUCCUUCCUGGAUAUCUUAAAAAUAAAAAAAGGAUAUAAAUAUUGAAACUGACAGCCACUACAAAUAUACAGACUCUUAAAAAUGCUUAUUAAACUCUUGCGAUGCAAAACAUACGAAAACGAAUGUAACUGUUUCAUCUAUAACGAAGAAUAUAUUCAUUCAUUUCGAAUUUUGAAACUCAAAAUAUAAGACUCCAAGAAUUAUACCAAAUUCUACUUGAAACCCAGUCUUCGAAAAAAUUAUUAAUGUAAUAGAACGUGACAAGGCAAAAGAGGUUUAAGAAUCACAUAUUACAAAAAUAAUGCGCCAAAUAUUCUGCCUUACGUCACAACAGAUAACUCGAGAAAAACAGAAACAUUCAAUGCAAGAUCGAAGAAUGAAACAAGCACUCGAAAUACACAAAAUAAUCAAAAGCAAAAAACAACCUAAAUUUCUAAAAGUAUUGCUUACUAACGCCAAAUUAUCCACCGCUUACACAACACCUAUACUAAAAAAAAAAUGCGGUCAGCCUGACUGCAGAAUUUGCAUCAACAUUAUAGAAGACAUUAUAAAUUCACAUCAGAACAUAUUUCACUGGAAAAAAAAUCUCUUCAUUUGUACAUCAAAAAUCUUAAUUUAUACUACAAAAUGUAACAGCUGUAAUGAAGAUUUCACAAGGUAAAAGAAGCGCUCCGCAAGAAACAAGACUGGGUAUUCAUAGGCAGUAAAUACUAAAUUCUAAUGACGGGACAGAUUCUGCUAAGUGAACACCUAAGAUUUACGUGCAACAAACAAAUCACCAAAAUUCCUAGCAUGGCAAUUUAAGCCAGAAUUUCUCUAUAAAAAGGAGUAAAUGUUUUAAUUCCAGUCAGACUCGAGACAAUACGACAUUGUUCUCAGUCCUUUCAUUUACAGUAUUUCCAGUAUGAUGGAAUUGUAAAAUGGUUAAGUAAAUGUAAAUAAAUAUUUUGAAAGACUUCAA
Octopus bimaculoides (California two-spot octopus) is the source of this 2216-nucleotide messenger RNA. Its product is annotated as receptor-transporting protein 4. Gene Ontology annotation, molecular function: olfactory receptor binding. Gene Ontology annotation, biological process: protein insertion into membrane; protein targeting to membrane. NCBI's taxonomy places the organism in Eukaryota, Metazoa, Mollusca, Cephalopoda, Octopoda, Octopodidae. The record is from RefSeq and is a predicted model, not a curated record.